This is a messenger RNA of Chara braunii, 2475 nucleotides long. The record is from the annotation of a GenBank genome assembly. Lineage: Eukaryota; Viridiplantae; Streptophyta; Charophyceae; Charales; Characeae.
UAAUGCCAUUCGGCCUCACGAAUGCCCCGCGCCAUCUUCCAAGCGGCAAUGACAACGGAGUUUCGCGACAUGUUGGACCGGUUCGUGCUCAUCUACCUCGAUGACAUCCUGGUGUAUAGCCGAACUUUGGACGAGCACAUCGUGCAUCUACGUGCUGUUCUGGACAGGCUACGUACCGCCAAGUACAAGGCCAACCGAGCCAAGUGCGAAUUUGCACAGCAAGAGCUCGAGUACUUGGGCCACUUUGUGAUGCCGCAAGGCAUCAGUCCGCUUGCGGACAAGAUCAAGGCCAUUCAGGAUUGGCCAGAACCGACCAACACCACGGAGGUUCGCUCUUUUAUGGGAUUGGCCGGCGACUGCAACACUCGUUUCAUGUCAGCAUUUUGGACCUCUCCCAUGAAAGAGUUCGGCACCGAGAUGAAACCAAGUUCGGCUCGGCAUCCUCAAACAGACGGGCAGACGGAGUGGGCACAUCAAACCGCUCAGGUAAUGCUUCGCACCCUCAUCCGUACGGAUCAGAAGGAUUGGGUGGACCGCCUCCCCGACAUCGAAUUCGCCUACAACACUUUGGUGCACCCGGCGAUCGGCGUGACUCCGUUCGAGUUACACCACCGUGGCCGGAAAGGCCACAUCUUCGCUGAUCUUCCUUUUCCAAGGACUGCCGACAUUGUCGCCGCUUGUUCGCCCGCCUCCGUUCGGAAGUAUAGGGAAUUGCUGGCUAAAGCCCGCGCCAACAUGCAAAAGGCUCAAGUCCGCAUGCAACAGCAAGCUAACAGGCGUCGUGUGCCAUGCCCCAUCCGCGUCGGCGACCUUGUUUGGGUCUCCACGGAAGAGUUUGCACUCGAGCAGGAUGUAUCCCGCAAGCUACUUCCAAAGUGGUUUGGACCAUGGCCCGUCACAUCAGCCGUGGGUGAUGAGCCCGAUGGCCCUUCAUUUGUGAUCGAAAUCCCGUCGCACCUCACGGUGCACCCGGUUUUUCACGCCUCCAAGCUGGCCACAUAUACACCAGCCAAGAGCGACGACGUCCCGGGACGACGAUCACAUGACCCUCCUUCCAUGGAUGGUCAUCAGGACGUCGACCGCGUCAUCACGCAUCGCAAGCACGACAACAAGCCUAUCACGAUCACAUCUCCCUUGACUGAUCUAACUCGACUUGAUACGCCAUGGGACUGGACCGACGAGUGCGAGCCAACUUUCAAGCGUUUGAAGCAUGCACUCACACUUCAUGAAGUUCUCAUGGUACCAGACCCACAGAGGCCAUUUGUUGCAAGCCAAUAUGGCAUUGGUGCAGUAAUGGCUCAGCAGGAAGGGAAAAAGUUGAGACUGGUCGAGUAUAUGAGCAACAGGGUGCCAUCAAAGAAGUUGGCAAAGUCCACCUACGAGAGGGAACUCUACGCUCUCUACAAGGCACUUGUCCACUGGAGGCAUUAUGUGUUAAGAAGGUUCUUUUACUUGAGAUAUGACCAUCAGACACUCAACUGGAUCAAGACCCAACCAAUUCUCUCCGAUGCACUCAAACGCUGGAUUGAAGUCAUAGAUCAGUAUGACUUCAAACUAGACUAUGUGAAGGGAGAGUACAACAAGGUUGCAGAUGCGUUGUCUUGUAGGGCAGAUUACCUAGGUGCACCGAUUUCUGAGUUUGGCUUGCCUGAGGAUGUUACUCGAUCUUUGGGGGAAGCCUACAAGGAAGAUCCCAUCACGAUGUACAUCAUCAACAAACUGCAGGCCAAAGACAAGGCCACCACUGAUGAGUUUAUAAUGGUGGAUGGGUUACUCUUUCUUGAAAGGGCAGGGUUUAUGAGUGAGAUGUGGAAGAAGGCCACAAAACAGAUGGGCAGCGAACUUCAGAUGACUUCUGGGAAUCAUCCUGAAGCAAAUGGGCAGGCGGAACAGAUGAACCGUGUGGUGCAGCAUCUGCUGAAGCAUUACAUCAAGCCCAACCAGGAUGACCGGGAUGAGAAACUACCUCUCAUCGCCAGUCUGUACAGCUCUAGAAGCAGGAAGGGUGUUGAGGCAGCCCCGAAGGGAAUCAGUGCUCUGUGUUAGGAAACGAUAAUGCCACAGUCCCAACAAUGCUUGUGCUGAGACGAUGUAACUAAGGGACGCUGGACCCGGUUUCCAGCAGGUGAAGCUCCCCACCAAUAGAUGGAGCAGCCCGACCGACAAGGCCUCAAUUCUGGCGGUUCUCCUACCACCGCCGRGAUAGAGGCCUUGCACAACGGGCCUCCAAAACAACAACAACAACAACAACAAUGUUGUACAUAGCAACACCGACGUCAGUCCUAAUCAACUACAUCUGUGAUGGAAGCCUAGAUCUGCGCGAGACUUCCUCCUGCCUGAAAACCGAACUGCUGCAACUCCUGGAACCAUUGAAUUUGGUGUCCAGUAUGAGAAAUUGUUGAAGCAGACUGUCGAACACAUCAAGAAAUCUCAGGAAGCCAUGAUUGCUUCUGAGAACAAACGUUGCCGACAGUC